This is a messenger RNA of Fimicolochytrium jonesii, 2846 nucleotides long. RefSeq lists its product as uncharacterized. Gene Ontology annotation, cellular component: centrosome. The record is from RefSeq and is a predicted model, not a curated record. NCBI's taxonomy places the organism in Eukaryota, Fungi, Chytridiomycota, Chytridiomycetes, Spizellomycetales, Powellomycetaceae. Gene Ontology annotation, molecular function: gamma-tubulin binding. Gene Ontology annotation, biological process: regulation of microtubule cytoskeleton organization; cilium assembly. The transcript is spliced from 9 exons. The coding region runs from base 360 to 2534 and encodes 724 amino acids.
UUUUAGGCGGUGUGGAAUGGCCCCCUGCUAACGACGUAUAUCUCGCCAGCGGAAUCCUGGGGAGCUGGGGAUAGGGCCAUUGGGAGGGGAGCUGCUUGUGCGCUUGUCACCGAGUCCCAGGGAGUGCGAAGGCUCUCGAGAGGCAAAACGGCGGCGCGUCAAAAAGAACACUCGCUGGUCUCGUAGGGAGAGGAGAAGGAGGACAUCGUUCAAACUGAGAAACGGUCGCCGCAACGAGCAAUAACAGCCCGCCUCGCGACCGCCUCAUCGUUUCCCUCCCUGACAACGAGCCGUGCGCGACGGUCAGAGAGAGAAGCGCCGUCCAUCUCCACAAAAACGCAGAGUGUCCGUGUGUAGCGAUGGCCAAGUCAGCCACCUCCUCACGCGGCGACGCACUCAGCGCCAUGAGCUCCAUGGCAGGCGACAGGACCGACACAAUAGGCGCAGAAGACACCGAGAACUUUGUGCAGUACCUCCUCGAAGGCUCGGGCGCAGAGCACAAAGUCGAUUUCACAGCCCUGCGCGACGAUCUAGACUCGUUCCGGAGGGACGCUAGGGAAAAGAACACCUCAAAGCUAUCGCGGAGCCGGCCAGACAUUUUCCAGUACGAGAGCGGCGCAACCGACGACUCAACGAGAUUCCUAAGCCACCCGUUCCUGGAUGCCAGUAGGACGACCGUCACGACCACGACGACCACCACGCAGCGCAGUCACGCGGAAUUGACGACUGAGGACAGGGUGAAUGAGUUUCGGAGGAGUAUUAGCCAGAGAUCGAACAGCGACGGGGGUGGUGGCGGGGAAAGUCAGCAGGGAAGGAUUAGGGACGAGAGGGAGACGGGGCGUGAGCUGGUGUCGAGAUCUAGGUCGGGGGGGACUAGUCAUGGCAGCGAGAAGCCAUCAUCGGGUCGGGAGCAGAAUCGAGAUACUGCUGCGCGGUCUAGCGGGUUCGGGGAAAGUCAGAAUCUGAAGCGGGCGCAGGAUACAGCAGUAGCACCCGCACCAUCAGCAACCACCCACACACCCCACUCCCAAUUCGACAACAACCGCCUCGCCGACGAAAUCCGCCGUAAAGACGAAACAAUCCAAACCCUCAUCAACCAACUCGCCGAGACCCAGCAAGAGACUCAGCACUGUAAACUGCAACUGGAGGAGGCCCGGGAAGCGCGGGCGAGGGAGGUUGCGAGGGAUGUUGCUGUCAUUCAGGAGCUGCAGACGUCGUUAAAGAACUCGAUGAGCCAGACCUCAUCCCUCACCGCCGCGCUCGCCGCCACCAAAUCGGAGCUCACGACCUGGAAAUCUCGCUGCGAGGAGUAUAAACAGAAAGCGAAAGAGAACGCGACAGAGGUGGAGCGGUUGCGGAUGGAGUUGGGGGAGGUCGAUGAGAAGGCUGCGAAGAAGCAAGAACGGCUUGAACGCACCUUUACGGAGAUCACGGGGCAGUACAAGCGCAACCCGGCCAAGAGCGGCUUGGAUCGGUUGACGGUGGAGGUUAUACAGGUGUAUGAGGAGAAACUGGAGCGGAUGAGGUCUGAAGCGCGUUCGAGCAGACCAAGGAAACCGGAGCCCUUACGUGCAUCCCAGAAUGCAGAGAAUGUAGCCACGGCGUCCGAGAACAGGGACCCGCGUUCCUCCAUACAUCGUACCCAAUCUCAACCCACCAUCCCCAAAUCCAACGUCAUCACCCUAGACGACGAGCUCGCCCCCCAAGACCCCCUCACAAAAUCCCUCACCCGCCAACUCCAAACCCUCCAAGCCCGCCUCUCCGCGGCCCUCGCCGCCCUCGCCGCCCGCGACACCCAGAUCGAUCUGCUUAAACUCCAACUCGAGACGGUCAAAUCACAGCCAUGGCCGUCCCACUCGGCAGCCCUCUCUUCUCCUCUAACAACCCGCGACCUCAUCCGCAUCGACAAACAAGCCCACCACCGGAAACUGCACAAUCUGGACACCCUCACCCGUGACGAAACCCUCUCCCUCCUCCACGACAUCUGUACCCGGUUCGAAAUCGGCGACGUGAGCGAUCUCCCCAACGUGUUGGAGAAAGUCGAAGUUGUGGUGCGGUUGAGUAGCCAGUGGGAGGCGUUUCUGAGGGGGGUUGAACGGGUUGUUGGGGGGUGUCGGGUGCGUGUUGUGAGUGGACGGAGGAGUAGGGGUGAGGGCAGGGAGUUGGGGAGCAGGUUGGAGGGCUUUUUGGAGGUUUUGGAGGAGUGGAGGGGGGUGGUGGAGGAGAGCGCGGGGGUGAAGCAGCAGAAUGAAACGAUGCAACGCGACCUUAACCACUUCCGCGACCUGUUUGAAGUACCACCCAACGACGCCGUCGUCCCGAGGAUGAAUGAUUUGUAUGUGUUUUCGGCUGAGGUUGCUCAAGGACUGGAUAGAUUACAAGACCUUCUCGGCCUCGAAUCCUCAGUGCAGCGCGGACGGGUGCUGAGUCAUGCCGUCGAGGCGUUGUCGGGGACGUCCAAGACGGUUGAAGGUAGUCAAAAUCAUAUCCCCUCCACUCAAUAUGUCCCGCGUACCACCACCCACGUUGACUAAAGUAUGCAUUUGCAGCCCUCCAUCGCAGCCUGAACGGGAAACGCUCCUCACAGGACUCGGGGAGCGAUCAUGCGGUUCGGACGCGGGGGUUGGCGAGGAGCCAUGGCGAGAGGGGGGAGCAGUUCAGGGCGUCUGGACGUAGUUCGCUGGCUUCCCGGGGGAGUAGUCAGAGGAACGCGGGACAGAAAGGCUCGGAGGACGUUGAGGCGGGACGGAGAUGGGAAGACCAACACGGGGGUCGAGACCAACAUCAACAACAACAACAACAACAACAACAACAACAGCAUGUAUCGUUGAACAUCCGGAAAGCCA